AAGCACAUUCACCACUCCUCCACACAUCAGUGCCAAACAAUGGCAUCGUCUAUCAAAGAAAUCUUCUCCAAAGAUAACUUCAGCAAAAAUAAGAAACUUGUUUUACUCUCCGCCACCGUAGCCUUGCUACUCGUAACCGCCAUUGCCGGAAUCACCGUCGGAGCUUCAAAAGCCAACGAAAACGGAAAACGAACUCUAACUCCGUCGUCUCACGCAGUGUUAACAUCCGCCUGCAUAUCCACGCGUUAUCCUGAGCUCUGCAUCUCUGCUGUGGCCACCUCCGGAGGCGUUGAGCUUACGUCGCAGAAAGACGUCAUCGAAGCUUCUCUUAACCUCACGAAAACGGUCGUGGAACACAACUACUUCACCGUGAAGAAACUGAUCAAGAAGAGGAAAGGACUAACUCCUCGCGAGAAGACGGCGCUUCAUGACUGUUUAGAGACUAUUGAUGAGACGCUCGAUGAGCUUCACGAGGCAGUGGAAGAUCUCCAUUUGUAUCCUAACAAGAAAUCUCUCCGGGAACACGCCGGUGAUCUCAAAACCCUCAUUAGCUCCGCCAUUACCAACCAAGAGACUUGUCUAGACGGCUUCUCUCAUGACGGGGCAGACAAGAAAGUCCGCAAGGCCUUGUUUAAGGGUCAGAUGCACGUAGAGCACAUGUGCAGCAACGCACUAGCAAUGAUCAAGAACAUGACUGAUACCGAUAUAACCAAUUUUGAGCUAAAAGCCAAAUUCACCUCAAACAACCGUAAACUCAAGGAGGAGACUACGGUGGCCGUAGAUAUGGCUAGCGUCGGAGAUUUAGACGCGGAGGGGUGGCCGACUUGGUUAUCCGCAGGAGAUAGGAGGCUUCUUCAAGGGUCCACAGUGGAAGCCGAUGCUACCGUGGCGGCUGAUGGUAGCGGCACAUUCACCACUGUGGCGGCUGCGGUUGCGGCUGCCCCGGAGAAUAGUAAUAAGAGGUAUGUAAUACAUAUAAAAGCCGGAGUCUAUAGAGAGAACGUGGACGUGGCCAAGAAGAAAAAGAAUAUAAUGUUUAUGGGAGAUGGUCGGACAACAACUAUUAUUACCGCAAGUAGAAACGCCGUCGACGGUUGGCCCACCUUUAGCUCUGCAACCGUUGCUGUCGUCGGCGAAAGAUUUUUAGCGCGUGACAUCACUUUCCAGAACACGGCGGGUCCGUCGAAGGAACAAGCGGUGGCUCUACGUGUCGGUUCUGACUUCUCCGCUUUCUACCAAUGCGACAUGUUAGCUUACCAAGACACUCUCUACGUCCACUCUAACCGUCAGUUCUUCGUCAACUGUCUCAUCGUCGGAACCGUCGACUUCAUCUUCGGAAACGCCGCCGUCGUUCUCCAAGACUGCGACAUCCACGCCCGCCGACCAGGCCCCGGCCAGAAAAACAUGGUCACAGCCCAAGGACGAACUGACCCUAACCAGAACACCGGGAUAGUUAUCCAGAAUUGUCGGAUUGGUGCCACGUCAGAUUUACUGUCUGUGAAAAGUAGUUUUCCUACGUAUCUUGGUCGGCCGUGGAAGGAGUAUUCGCAUACGGUGAUAAUGCAGUCGGAUAUCUCUGACGUGAUCAGACCCGAAGGGUGGUUCGAGUGGAGCGGAACUUUUGCGUUGAACACUUUAACAUACAGAGAGUAUGCGAACACAGGAGCAGGGGCUGGAACUGGAGAUAGAGUGAAGUGGAAAGACUUUAAGGUAAUAACAGAUGCUGCUGAGGCUGAGCCAUAUACUGCUGGUCAGUUUAUCGGUGGUGGAGGCUGGUUAGCUUCGACCGGUUUCCCUUUCUCACUCGGUCUGUGAGAUAUUAUUGUUGUUUACUUCUACAUGGUGUUGUUGUUGGUCGAAUAAUUAUUGAUUUAAUAAAUAAAUCAUAAUGUUGUUUGUU
This is a messenger RNA of Brassica napus (rape), 1900 nucleotides long. Its product is annotated as pectinesterase/pectinesterase inhibitor 3-like. Gene Ontology annotation, molecular function: pectinesterase activity; pectinesterase inhibitor activity. The transcript has 3 exons. Lineage: Eukaryota; Viridiplantae; Streptophyta; Magnoliopsida; Brassicales; Brassicaceae. The coding region runs from base 40 to 1815 and encodes 591 amino acids. Gene Ontology annotation, biological process: cell wall modification. The record is from RefSeq and is a predicted model, not a curated record.